Messenger RNA from Amyelois transitella, 1752 nucleotides. Its product is annotated as CDK5 regulatory subunit-associated protein 3. Gene Ontology annotation, cellular component: endomembrane system. Gene Ontology annotation, biological process: regulation of cyclin-dependent protein serine/threonine kinase activity; regulation of mitotic cell cycle. The transcript is spliced from 11 exons. The coding region runs from base 150 to 1700 and encodes 516 amino acids. NCBI's taxonomy places the organism in Eukaryota, Metazoa, Arthropoda, Insecta, Lepidoptera, Pyralidae. The record is from RefSeq and is a predicted model, not a curated record.
CGUCCUAUCUCGAAUAUAGGCAGCAGUUAGUUUAAUAACAUUUAUCAUUUUGUUAUUGUGUUUACAGUUACUGUGAAAAACGUUAAUGACCAUGUACUUACUUACAUGAAAUCCAGUACGAGUUAAGGAAGUAUGAGUGAUAAUGGAUUAUGGCACGGAAAAAUAAAAACCUCAAUAAAAUGGAUGAAAGUAACAUUCCUAUCGACAUUAAUAUUGGAAAGCUGCAAGACUGGCUUGUAAGUAGAAGACAUGUUAAUAAAGAAUGGCAAAAAAACAUCAUAGCAGUAAGAGAAAAGAUAAAUAACGCUAUUCAGGACAUGCCUGCUCAUGAUGACAUUGCUUCCUUGUUGUCAGGCACUUACAUCAACUACUUCCACUGCCAGAAAAUUAUAGAGAUUCUUAAAGAGACAGAAGCAGAUACAAAGAACCUCUUUGGUCGAUAUGGAUCCCAGAGAAUGAAGGACUGGCAAGAUGUAGUGAAGAGUUAUGAAAAAGAAAACUUGUAUUUGGCUGAAGCAGCUCAAAUUUUGGUCAGGAAUAUAAGCUAUGAGAUUCCCGGGCUGAAGAAACAGAUUGCUAAAGAGGAACAGUUACAAGUUGAAUGUGAAAAGAAAAACACUGACUACUUAAAGAAUGAAGCUUCAAGCAAAUCAGAGUUCUUGAGUCUGUGCAAGCAGCUCGGCAUCCAGGGCAACAAGAUCAAGCGGGAACUCGUGGACAGGUUGAUGGAGUUGCCCGAAAUAUAUGAUAAGAUUGGUAAAUCUCUCAAGCCACUACUCCCAGCGAUAGAACUUUACACGGCAUUCACAAAAUAUAUACUCGGUGAGCGCGCCACGGAGGUGUUGCCAUUAUUGCAAUACGUCAUUCAGCAUGGCAAUACCACAGUCUAUGAGUGGAGCUACGGUGAGCCCCCGUUGAGUGUGGAGCCCGAUCCGGUACAUAUCGAGUUCGAUGAUGAAGAACAGGGUGGGGGGGAUCAAAUAGAUUUUGGUGAUUCCAACGAGAUAGACUUCGGGUCCAUAGACACCGGGGCCAUAGACUUUGGUGAUGGCGAUGGUGCUGCGGAAAUCGACUGGGGGAACAUCGGGGAAGCGCCAGCCGAGAAUGUGGACCUAUCAGCGAACAUAGCGGAGAUAUCCUUGGAAGAGUCUGGCAUUGUGGUGGAGGACCAGGGUGUGCAGGGUGGGGUGGCGCGGGGGAAGGACGCCCUCACUCUCUUAGACAACCCCGCGACCAGGAACCAGGUCAUAGAUCAACUGCUGGAGCUGGAAUCAUUCCUCAAAAUGCGCCUAUACGAAACGAACACAUCGAACGAGCAGAGUUUCUCCCUGAUCCAGCAGUUGCCCACGGAGAGUGCGGCCGCGUUGACGGCCAUGUUGGACUCUGUCCAGGUCGCCUCUAGUCGCCUCACCGCGCCAGAGGUCAACCACCUUCAUAACGUGAAACAUUCACCCAGAUACGUAGACGUCUUAACGGCCCAAUUGAAGCAGAAACUAGCGCUCUGCGACAAACUGAGCAAAUUGGCGGCGCGCUCGGGCGAGCAGCGAGCACUGAGCACGGCGCGCGCGGCUCAGCUGCGACCCGCGCUCGCCAGGCUCGUGGACAGGACUAGGGAACUACAGGCCCAGAUCGAAGCCGAUAUCUCGAAGAAGUAUAAAGGCAGGCCCGUGAAUAUCAUCGGUGGUGUGAAAUUUUUGUAAAUACUACAAAGUUUGUACAUAAGAAUAUAAAUAUAUAUUUUGUUGACGGAAU